Penicillium malachiteum is the source of this 582-nucleotide messenger RNA. RefSeq names its product GrpB family protein. The transcript has a single exon. The record is from RefSeq and is a predicted model, not a curated record. Lineage: Eukaryota; Fungi; Ascomycota; Eurotiomycetes; Eurotiales; Aspergillaceae. Bases 1 to 582 code for a protein of 193 amino acids.
AUGAAAGUCUCCGUCGAACCUUACAGUCCUGACUGGCCAAAGCGAUUCCUCGAGCUCAAAGAACAACUACAGGAUAUUCUGAAAGAUGUUCCUAUUGUUUCCAUCGAGCACAUAGGGAGCACAUCUAUUCCCUCACUCCAGGCGAAACCAGUUAUUGACAUUGAUAUCAUCAUCUCACUCUCCUUGCUCGAAUCCGGAAAAAAUGCUCUCAUACAGGCGGGCUUCACUGACUGUGGAGAGAUGGGUAUAUCUGGGCGGGUCGCAUUUCGAGAGCCUGGGUAUGGAAGAUUUGACGAUGCGUACGGCGGGGGCGAGAACCUCAAAGUACGGUGCCGGUACCACACCUAUCUUGUCAUCGAAGGAUGUACGGCCUUGAGAAACCACCUUGAUGUCAGGAGAGUGUUGCUGGGAAACCCGAGCCUGCGUGAGGAGUAUGGGCAAGUUAAGAGUCAGCUGGCAGAGAAGGAACUGGAAAACAUUGACGAAUAUGUGCGCGGGAAGACUGCGAUUCUUUGCAAGAUUCUACGAGAGGCUGGGUGGAGUGAGGAAGAGCUGGAACCAGUGAUCAAAGCCAAUGAAUGA